CGCUAGGAUUUCCGGAGUCAGAGGGCACUUUACCGGAAGUGGUCCGAGAGGGGGUUGUCAUGGUGACGAGGGCCGCCAGUUCGGUGCCACAAUGGCUUCCCGAGAGAAGACCACACCUGCUGUGGCAAGAGACACUGGAUUUUGGCAUGUGCCCAUUGUGACUGAGUACAGCAAAGAAACACAAGAGCUGUUAAAAGUGAUGAUGCAAGAAUCCAGACUUACUAAUUUCCAGCAACGUCAUCUCAUAAACUACAUGAAACGAGGUGACUCCCUGCCUAUCCACUGCAACCCAACUUCCAGCAGGGAACCACAGCUUUCAAAGCCUGUCUCGCCAUCAAAGGUCUUUCUGUCCAUCAAUCCAUAUGGUAGACCUCACCUUCGGCCUGCUGAGAUCUGCCGGGCAGGUGAUGCAUAUACCCGGGAGAAAUUCAGGCCCCAAGCUACCCGAGACUUGGAGAAAGAGAAGGAAAGACUUCAAAACAUCUUAGCAACAGGAAAGGAUAAAGUAGAGAAAAAGCCUCCGAAAAAGCCAGUCAAGAUGGAAGAGGAGGUACCAGAACUAGACCGGUUUGAAGAACUGGUGAAUGAAAUCCAAGACCGACAAAAAUUUCUGGCAGAGAUGGAAGCUCUGGGACAGGACAAGUUAUACCAAGGGAUCAUCCUUACUGAAGUAUCACAGAAACUACGUGAGAUGGAGAUAAUCGAUAAGCAGAGGAGUGCAGAACUGAGAGAGGCAAUGGCUGCUUCCUUCAAAAGAGGCAACAGACCUGAUCCUUCAAGCGCAGGUGAAGACAACCAGUAGUCUUUUGCAAGGCUUGUGGCAUCAUUUCCUUCUGCUGCCAUAGGCCUUCCCAUUAGACAGCAGUUAGAAUAGCAGUGAUGUAGUUUUAGCCCUUGUAGUGCAGAGAUGGACAAUUUUUCAAGCCCAGCUGGAAGGCUGGCACAGCUGCUUGCAUGCACGCAGUCUCCCCCUUCCACAUCUUCCCCGGGCGCACACAAUCUCUCCAGUUUCCUAUUUUGCUGUGUUCCUCUUGAUUAACAAAUACAAUAAUUUCUGAGCAAGUGAACAAUAUUCUUGGUGCAGCGGAGUGGGGUCCUGAUUUCAGAGGAGGCACAGAGAGAAGCUGCAGAUUGUAGAGUGCUGCUUUAGUGGCCAAAAGCUAUGGAUGCAUUUCAAUGCGGGUUUUUCUGCAUAAACAUUAGGAAUACUCUAUUCAUAGCAGUUAGCAGAAGGAGGUCUUUUCAUGAUGUGGAUAGAAACAGUCAUUUGAUUGCUCUUUGGCAAUAAGGGCAGAGGGUGUGUUUUGUUUUCAAGUAGACCAGCAAGGAAUGGAAGAAGCUCAGCGUACCUGCCUCUGAAACAUAACAGCACACAUUGUUUUCUGCCAUUUUUACUUUUAUUUAUUAAAAUACAAAUGGCCAAAGUACUUCAAGCAAGGAUUCAGCAUGAGGAUUUCUGGAUAGGCCUUUUUAGGGUUCAAACAAUUUUCAGCUAGCCUUUGGCAGAAGUUAAUAUUGCUAUGUCUCAUUUAUAAUCUUUUGCAUACUUGCUCAUGGCUGCCACUUCAAAACUAGCAAGAGGGGAGAGAAUCAGAGCACUAUAUCAAAACAUGGGCCUUCUGUGACUAUCUCAAUGAGACUAGGGGCAUAGAAGAACAGGUUGAAGCCAACCUAAAUACGAUGGGGAAGCCAUGUUUUUCUUUCUUAUGUCUGCAUUGAUCACAUCUAAACUAGAGAGGUUUAAUUUUUAUAACAGUAAGUGGAUGGGUUAGGGAGCUGACCCAUUCAGUGCUUUAACUCACUGUACUCAAUUGCUUAAAUCCUUUUUUCAAUAUUCCAGUUCACUGUUAGUAUGCUAUAUGAGGCUGGGAGAAAGGUGACUGAGUGUCAAAAGAUAAAGUGGCUAAGGAUAUCUGGUUCCUCUCAUGUGCAGGGGUGUUUCAGUGAAAAAGGAAAGCUCCUGUUCUACUUUAGAUGCAGCCAAGGCAAGCAGACAUGUGGUCAAGGCUAGUUUAGCUGUCAACCAUCCUGCUUAAGUAGUUGGGCCGGCGGGGGGGGGGGGGGGAGAAGCAAUAGUGCUGAAGUGCAUCUUUGAGGCUUCAUGAUCAUUUGUUUUCCAUUCCUUGGAAAUAUAUUUAUGCAGCACUGAUCUUGUUCCCUUUCGGCUAGAAUAAGCAGAGUCAAAACACAGUAAAUAAAUAUUGCAACAGA
This is a messenger RNA of Pogona vitticeps (central bearded dragon), 2211 nucleotides long. The record is from RefSeq and is a predicted model, not a curated record. NCBI's taxonomy places the organism in Eukaryota, Metazoa, Chordata, Lepidosauria, Squamata, Agamidae.